AUGGGUGGUUCCUCUUCAGGUGGCGCAAAAAGCUCAAACAAAGGCAUCUGGAGAGAAGAACGGAGUCCAGCAAGGGCAAGCUCAGGGGCUAGUGGGGGCCGUGGAAGCUCUGAUAGUGGAGGGCCAAAGCUUGUUAUGUUCAACAACAAAAUCACACUGGCAGAGACAAUUGAAGCUACCAGACAAUUCGACGAAGAAAAUGUGCUCAGCAGAACAAGAUAUGGGUUGGUCUUCAAGGCUUGUUAUGCUGAUGGUAUGGUGUUAUCGGUCCGCCGCUUCCCAGAUGGAGCACUCAAUGAAAACUUGUUCAGAAAAGAAGCUGAAGCACUGGGCAGAGUGAAGCACCGGAACUUAACAGUUCUUCGAGGCUACUACGCCGGGCCACCAAACAUGAGGCUUCUUGUCUAUGACUACAUACCCAACGGAAAUCUCGCUACCCUUUGCAAGAAGCAUCACACCAAGAUGGCCAUGUCCUCAAUUGGCCAAUGCGCCACCUCAUUGCACUUGGAAUUGCUCGUGGCUUGGCCUUCUUACACAGUUCUGCAAUGGUGCACGGCGAUGUGA
Messenger RNA from Prunus armeniaca (apricot), 564 nucleotides. The record is from the annotation of a GenBank genome assembly. Lineage: Eukaryota; Viridiplantae; Streptophyta; Magnoliopsida; Rosales; Rosaceae.